AUGGGUGGGGGCGUUUUGCAUCCAGCUAGCGUUACUGGAGUAGUAAAUAUAUAUAUACUACGUACUGUAAUGGCGGGUAGCAGCAAGGACUACCACGAUCCUCCUCCCACGCCGCUAGUGGACGCCGGCGAGCUGGGAAAGUGGUCCCUCUACCGUGCCACCAUCGCCGAGUUCACCGCCACGCUGCUCUUCGUCUGCAUCACUGUGACCACCGUCAUUGGCCACAAGCGCCAGUCGGCUGAGGCCUGCGCCGGCGCCGGCGUGCUUGGCAUCGCCUGGGCUUUCGGUGGCAUCAUCUUCGUGCUCGUGUACUGCACCGCUGGCAUCUCCGGCGGGCACAUCAACCCAGCCGUCACCUUCGCCAUGCUGCUCGCGCGCAGGGUCUCGCUGCCGCGCGCUGCGCUCUACAUGAUCGCGCAGUGCCUCGGCGCCAUGUGCGGCGCGGGCCUCGCUAGGGCGCUGCACGGUGGUCGUCAGUACGCGCGCCACGGCGGCGGUGCCAACGAGCUGGUGGAGGGCUACUCCGCUGGCGCGGGGUUCGCCGCCGAGAUGGUGGGCACCUUCGUGCUGGUGUACACGGUGUUGUCGGCGACCGACCCGAAGCGCAAGGCACGGGACUCGCACGUGCCCGUGCUGGCGCCGCUGCCCAUCGGGUUGGCGGUGCUGGUGGUGCACCUGGCCACCAUCCCCAUCACCGGCACUGGCAUCAACCCGGCGCGCAGCCUGGGGCCGGCCGUCGUUUACAACGGCAGCAAGGCGUGGAAAGAGCAGUGGAUGUUCUGGGUGGGGCCCUUCGCCGGCGCCGGCGCCGCAAUACUGUACCACCAGUACAUCCUCAGGGGCGCUGCUGCCAAGGCCUUCGCCUCCUCCUACCUCGCCCAUUUUGCUAGCUAG
Molecule: messenger RNA, 894 nt
Organism: Oryza brachyantha (malo sina)
Lineage: Eukaryota; Viridiplantae; Streptophyta; Magnoliopsida; Poales; Poaceae
Product: probable aquaporin PIP2-8
Exons: 2
Coding region: 1-894 (297 amino acids)
Biological process (GO): transmembrane transport
Cellular component (GO): plasma membrane
Molecular function (GO): water channel activity
Source: RefSeq, a predicted model, not a curated record